AUCAUAUGUGACUUCUUAGUGCUGAGAUAAUCAUGUUUGCUUUAAAAUGCAUUAUUUGGUUUCCAAAUAGCAGCAAUUUAAUUAAAGUACUUGAAAAGACUGUCAUGUAAAGCUUUGUAGAAAAUAUGUGUCUACUGAUCAUUUGAUGACCCUAUGCACUCCUUUAACUCAAGUUAAGUGAACUCAUUAGUUAUUUAAAUAAUGCUUUUACAAAAGGCUAUUUAGAUGGACUGAAUAAACUUAAAAAAAAAACAACUUUUCACUGCCACCUUUGUGUUCACAUGUCACUUUGACAUUGUUCUGUUACAAUCUUUGAUUCAAAUUUUUACAAACAAAUCAAAAUGUUAAUACAGUGGUGGAGUGAUAUCAUAUAGGUUUGGACAAGAAAUCAGAAAUCUGCUGCAACUGGGGAGAGUGUGUGUUGUCAUUGUAAGAAACAGCCCUGUCAAAUCCUAAUAACUUACACAUAAUGGACAGAUAAGUAAUUUGAUUUAUAAAGCUUGUACUGUAUUUAAGCAUUAAUGACUGCUCUGUUGGUCCUUAGGUGUCAGAUAAUGUCCUGUGGGGGUGGUUGGGCACAAAGCCCAAAGGUCUGAGGUCCCUCAACAAACCACAGAUCAUUAUCUGACAUUUAGGGACCAACACGGAGGUCAUUAACACUGUUAGAAUAUUUGGUGAACAUUUUUUUUUCUGUAUUGUUUUAAAAGAGGUUCUAAACUGUUUAAUCAUCCGUGCUUUAUUAGAAUGUUGCAGAACAACAGAACAAUGCAUAAGAUGACAGCGAGUUACACAUAUCUGAAGCAACUUAAAGACUUUGCACAUUUGUGUUUUUGCUAUGUUAAAUACAGUUAAAUACAAACCUUAAAUACAAUUUUGCUUUCACUUAAGAAUGUGCAAAGUAAACAAACACUGAUAGCUGUGUUAUGAUUGCCAGCCCCUUGUAUUCAGGAAAAGCCCUCACACUGGACGCGUGGACAUUUGAUUUUAAACAAACAUUUUCAAAUACAUUUAAGCUACAGUAUCAGAUUCCAAAUCAUUGGAAUUUAAUCAAAGUGACACCGCAUAGCCAGAUACAGGUAAAUCAAAGGCCCAGAAGACACAAUGACUGCUACGAGUGACCUAAAGGAGAGUUCUGGUGAGGAAAAUACCACAAGAAGAUGCAGAAAGAACCCGUUUUACAGUAUAAAGUUUUUCUUGUUCUGUCAUGGGCUACUUCAGCUUGCUCAGCUACUGGUCUCGGGAUAUCUCAAAAGCACCAUUUCAACUAUUGAGAAAAGAUAUGGACUCUCCAGCCAAACCUCAGGGAUGCUGACUUCUUUUAAUGAGGUUGGCAACACUGUACUGAUAGUGUUUGUCAGUUUCUUUGGCAGCAGAGUACACAGACCUCGCUUCAUUGGAAUAGGAGCAUUGAUUGCCAGCUUGGCUGGAUUCCUGAUGGCCUCAGCACACCUAAUAACUAGCCCCUAUGAAUAUGAUCACUCUAUUGCAAAUCAUCAGGAUAACAACACUGAUAUAUGCCAGUUGAGUCCAUUGACCUCACAGUUCAGUAUGAAGCCUUCGGAAGACAAUGCCCAUGAGCACAAGAGCAUCCUGGCCCUCAUGUUUAUCGGUCAGCUCCUGUUAGGAAUUGGUGGAGUGCCUAUCCAACCGUUUGGAAUCUCCUACAUUGAUGACUAUGCCAGUGAAAGGAAUUCUCCACUGUAUAUUGGUCUGUUGUUUGCCAUAACCACCACUGGACCAGCUCUGGCAUUUAUGUUGGGAUCUGCCAUGUUGCGCUUCUAUGUAGAUAUAGACAAGGUUUCUCGUGACAGCAUUGACAUAACUACUAGUGAUCCCCGUUGGGUGGGAGCUUGGUGGCUUGGUUUCCUAGUUUCUGCCAGUUUUCUUGCAGUUACUUGCAUUCCUUAUUUCUUCUUCCCAAGAGAGAUGCCAAAAGAGGGAAGUGAAUUGAGAACAUCUGAAAAUAAAACAAAGAAAGGACUAAUGAAAGAUGGGAAAACUAAGGCAGAUUUACUAAAAGACCUCACUCUGUUGGAAUUCAUCAAAAGUUUCCCUAGAAUUUUGCUGAGGACCUUGAGGAGCCCCAUUUUUCUACUGGUGGUAUUGGCUGAAGUUAAUUUGUCUGCUAUGGUUGCUGGACUAGCUACAUUCAUGGCCAAGUUUCUGGAAAGGCAAUUUACUGUCACAGCAUCUUUUGCAAACUUAUUGAUUGGAGGUGUAAAUAUCCCCAUAGCUGUUGUAGGAAUUGUCACUGGUGGUGCAAUCAUGAAGAGGCUGCAUUUGUCGCUGAAGCGCGCAGCUUUGAUGAGUACAGUUUCACUUUUUAUCUGCGUUUUGUUGGCCACCCCUUUGCUCUUCAUUGGAUGCUCCACUCAGAAAGUUGCUGGACUCAAUACUGAAUAUUCAAAUGGGUAUCUUGAUAAUAAUACACCAGAAUGCAUCAGUAGUUGUUCUUGCCGGGCGGAGGCUUUCAAUCCUGUGUGUGGUUCAGACGGAGUUGAGUACAGUUCUCCAUGUCAUGCUGGCUGUAGAAACGUUACCCUUGAAACUAUGGAGAAGACCAAGGAACCAAAAGUCUUGACCUACACAGACUGCAGUUGCAUCUCUACAGAUCCUUCCAACGCCACUGCUGCUCCAGGCCAAUGUGGCAGCAGCUGCUCCCACCUUCUCUUACCCUUUAUGGUGUUAUCAGCCUUGGCAGGCUUCGUUGCGUCUUUCUCACACACUCCCUCCUUUAUAAUGGUAUUACGGUCAGUUCCCCCAGAAGACAAAUCCCUCGCACUGGGAAUUCAGUUCAUGAUACUGAGAGUUCUUGCUUGGAUGCCAGGGCCGGUUCUGUUUGGCAGCGCUAUUGACACGGCAUGUAUUUCCUGGGAGACCAAAUAUAACAAGAAGGCUUCCUGCAGAUAUUAUGACAAUGAUCUUUUCAGACAAAGAUACCUCGGCCUGCAGCUCCUGUUCGAAUGUGGUGCCUUCUUCUGUUUUCUGAUGGUUUUCAUAAUCCUGUCAAAGCUGGAGACAGAACGAGAGGGGAAGAAAAAUCCUGAAAUGUGUAAAGUCACUGAGCAGCUGGUUCUGGACAAAUCCAGUAACUCCUCUGUGUGAUGAAAUCUUACAGCAGAAAACAGUUGGUAUUUAAGAAUGAUUUAAUUUCUCUGAAGCCAACCAGCCCCAAAUAAUAGAACAGAAAAAAUUGUUUUGGAUGGCUGUGUAUCUUGUUGAACUAUUGGAUCAUUGUGUCUGAACCAGGACUUGCAACCCUGAAGAAUUGCCUAUGAACAACUUAAGCAAGUGCAUUUAAAAAGGCAUUUAGGGAGAGCAUGAAAUUAGGUCAUAUUUUUAUGCUUCACAAUUAUGUUUAAAAAUAACUAAAAACUGGUAAGGCUAUGUGGUCCAGUGGUUAAAGAAAAGGGUUUGUAACCAGGAGGUCCCCAGUUCAAAUCCCAUCUCAGCCACUUAACCUCCUUGUGCUCCGUCUUUCGGGUGAGAUGUAAUUGUAAGUGACUCUGCAGCUGAUGCAUUGUUUACACACCUUAGUCUCUGUAAGUCGCCUUGGAUAAAGGCAUCUGCUAAAUAAAAUAAUAACAAUAAAGCAGUAGCUUUGGCACCAUAUUCAAGUGCAAUGCUUUUUGAGGUUCAAAUGUAUUAAAAAAUCUACUUUCUAAUUGAAACAAGUCAGGUAACUACGUGACAUGAACAGGAUAAGCAAAUAUGGUGUUUAUUCCAGUUUUAACUCCUGUUUUUUGAAAGGAGAAAUGUAUUUUUUUCUACAGCCUUACUUAUAUAAAGUAUAGUGGAAUUAAUAGACGCUUUGGCAUUUUUUAAAUUUUAAUCUAAAUCAUGGCUGCUCUUGGUUCAGCAAUCAAGAUACAGACAGCAUAUAUCUCUCUUUGCUGGUAUGUAGCUCUAAUGGGAUGCUCUCUGCAUUGCAGACGUUUCUGAAAUGGAAUGUUGCUGGUGAUAUUCUUCCACAAAUAUAUCAGCUGUGCUUCAAUAAGACUGGGGAAUGAGACGGAUAUAUCAACAAAUACUGUGCAUGUUUUGCCUGUUUACACAUUGGGCUGUAUAUGUGUCUGCAUAGAUGAAUGAAAGUUAAAUAUGAAUGAACUAUAAUUAAGCACACCUAAAUGUAGAGUAUAUUUUUAUUAGUAUAUUUUUUGCAAUUUAUUUGCUUUUUAUACACUGUGACAUAAAUUAACUCUUUAUUACUGUAGCACAUGGUUUUAUGUUUUAGGAUGACAUUGAUUUAAUGGAAAAUUGUCUGUCAUCAUAUGGUCAAAUGGUGUGUACUAGGACCUCAUCAUUUGGCGAGUUAUUGAUUAGCAUCAGGCCAGUGUCACUACAAGAAGAGUGCUGCUAAUGCUGUGAAACAUAUAUUAACCUGAGCAUUUAAGGGCACUAUCUAUCAAGACUUGCUGAGCCAGCUGACCCUGAUGAAGAUAUCGUAUCUAUGCACCUUUAAAGCUGAAUUUUAUAUGCUUUAAGAUGAAUACCUGAGUUUCUAAACAAUUAGUUUCAACUGAUGUGUAUCAGAACCCAGGUUCUCAUUGAUAUAAUCUGAAGUUUACAAUCCCUUCCAUAUAUAUUCCUUUUCAUUGAUAUUAUUGAUAUAGUCUCGAGUUGAUCGUCGUCUGUUUUAGUAGAUGCCUGCUACAGUGGUCCCCUACAAGCUAUGACGUGUGGUGGUUGUGCUAGCCAGGUUUCAUUACUUAUGGUUAAUAGUCUUUCUGCAGCAUGAAGUGAUUUAUACCUGUCACAUAGUUUCAAAACAAAAUUAUUUUAAGUGCUUUUCCAUGUAUCCCUCAGGCAUACAAGGUUCAGCUUAGUGGACAGACGUAGAUACUUCGUUAAGGAUAUAUGCUGUACAAUAUUUUACAAAUAUAUUUGAAUGCUUUCAGAUUUAAGCAAAUUCCAGUUAGGGAAUUAAAUCAGGGCACAACACAUUUUUAACAUCUGAAACGUUUUCAGAAUGUCUGUAUUCAAUUCUGUGGUGGCUCUUAUCAUGUUAGGUAACAACCAAAGAUUUUGGACUAAAAGCUAUACCUGCCUUUUAUAGUUUUUUUUUCUUUCUUUUUGUUUCUAGUCAUUAUGACUAGUUCUGAGUUCUGUUGCUCUAAUUUCGGGAUUUAUAUUGUUCUCUCUUGUUCAAUCUGACAGCCAUCUUGCUUGCAGGCCUUUUUUGGCAAGUAUUUGUUGCUUCCAGGUCCUUCAUAAAUGAUGUGAUAUUGUGGCUUUUCAACUCUGUGUCUAUGAUAUACCACACAGUGGUAUUCACUGGGGGCUUUCUGUAUUUCUAGGGAAGAGGUUUAGUCCACUAUGUUAACCCUUUUGGCUAAACAGUACUUUAUAGACCAAGCCCACCUUUCACAAAAUAUUCUCAAAGUCUUUCUUCUGCUCCUCCCCACCACCUCCUUUGCAAAUGUAUCUCCUUUCUGGGGGUCACCUGGCAUUGUUUGACCUCAAUUGAGGGAAUCUCUGUCAGAUAGUGAGGUUCUGGUCCAAAUAGUCUAAUCAUCCCGCAAUACGUUUUAUACCGCAUCUAGCAAUGCUGUUUCUUUCAUUUCAUUUGUUUUGUACAUUAAAAAUAUGGUGGCCAGUAUUUACAUACUAAAAUUUAAAUGAGAAAGUAAAAAUGAGAAGAAUGCCACAUCAAGAAAAUAUUUUAAAACUUCGAGAAACAGUAAAGGUUAAAAAAUACACACAUAUAUGGAAAUCAUUCAGGGUACCACAAUAAGUAUUUUCAAAACUAACUAGACUAAUGUUAGUAGUACUUUUCGAAUAAGCUUUUUUCCAAAUGUAAUGCUGAGAGUUUAGAUUGUGUUUGGUAUGUAUUAUUAAUGUAAACAGACAAAGGAAAUGUCCCUCUAAAUCACUACUCCCUUAUUCGGAUAUCUUUUUUCAUCCUCAGACUCAAGCUACAUAUCUACCGGAAUCUAUGCUGAUUGGUCAAAGCUUUGUCUACUGUAACUGAAUCAUACAGCUGUAAAUACUUUUAGUAUUAAUAGUUAUAAAACAACCUAGAAAUUGUUUAGUAUGAAAGUAAAGAAAUAGCAUUAAACAUUGAACUGUUUAUUUGGGUAUAACAGUAGGAACACAUUAAGCUGUACUUACUGUAUAUAUUGUAUGUUGUAUUUGCUUUUGUAAUAACCCUAGAAAAAUGUGUUUUGUCAUUCUCUUUUGAAUUUCAAACACUGAUCUGUAAGAUGUUAGUUCUUUGCAUGAAAUGAAUCACAGUUCCCAACUACCCCUGUGAGGAUGUAAGAACAAUUACUGGCAGUUAAUCACUGGAAGGAUAAUCCACUUCUGGAAAAUGAAUGUGAAGUGUAUUUUUUUUACCUAUUGUUUGAGCCAUUGUAUAUUUUUCACUGUUUUCUUGUUGCAUAAUAAAGAAGUGCACACAUAUAUUAACAGUCAUAAAAGUAAUAAUACUAAUAAUAAAAAGAUAAGAAAUAUUA
Molecule: messenger RNA, 6455 nt
Organism: Acipenser ruthenus (sterlet)
Lineage: Eukaryota; Metazoa; Chordata; Actinopteri; Acipenseriformes; Acipenseridae
Product: solute carrier organic anion transporter family member 2B1
Exons: 15
Coding region: 1102-3105 (667 amino acids)
Biological process (GO): bile acid and bile salt transport; transmembrane transport; sodium-independent organic anion transport
Cellular component (GO): membrane
Molecular function (GO): protein binding; bile acid transmembrane transporter activity
Source: RefSeq, a predicted model, not a curated record